Molecule: messenger RNA, 312 nt
Organism: Schistosoma intercalatum
Lineage: Eukaryota; Metazoa; Platyhelminthes; Trematoda; Strigeidida; Schistosomatidae
Source: the annotation of a GenBank genome assembly
AUGUUAUGCUAUCGUGAUCGGUCAAUUCCAAAAGAUUUAAACCUUGUGCAGUUAUUCUAUAAUUCAUUAAAAAAGUUUGCCAAUAUGUACAAUGUUUACAUACAAUUGAUUUUAUCAGAGAUCAAUAUUGAACAAUUGAAAGAAAUGAUGAAAUUAUCUGUAAAAUGUAAACAUUUCAAAUCGAUAUCCAAUAAAUCAAUUAAUCAUCGUUAUAUUUUUAAUAUAUUACAAAAAUAUAUGGAUUGUUUUAAAGAUGCUUUCUAUUCUAAUCAUAAUUUCAAUAUAUUUUUAAAAUAUAUCCUUUUUAUAUAA